ACGGCAUAUUCGAAAUCAGUUAACCACCGUUCCACCAGAAAUAUUUCCGCGUUGCGCCAGCUGUCAGCUCGCCGGUUUUCUGGUUCCGUACGCGCCGGCCCACCGGCCGGUCCGGUGGUCCCGUUAAAAUCUACUCACUACCCAGUGCCUUGCGCAGAGAAAGGAACGAACAGUGAGUCGAUAACUAUAAAACGAGAACGACGAUUCGCGUUCUGAUCUGCAUUCUCUCUGCUUAAAGGAAAACUUAAUUUGAAUUUGUUGUGAUAAAGUCUCUGGAGAUCGAUUUCGCGAAGAACAUUGUUAUUUUACGAGCGUUUGAUGAGCAAUGACGACGAUCGGUGUAGGGGAUGAAUGUGACUCGGCGGUGAAGGAAGCUGAGCCGAAGGAAGAGUUGCAGAGGGCGGUGACCAAAGCUGAGUCGAAGGAAAAGUCGCAAAAGAAGGUGACGAUAGUUGAGCCGAAGGAAGAGUUGCAGAGCGCGGUGAAGAAAGCUGAGUCGAAGGAAAAGUCGCAAAAGAAGGUGACAAUAGUUGAGCCGAAGGAAGAGUUGCAGAGGGCGGUGACGAAAGCUGAGUCGAAGGAAAAGUCGCAAAAGAAGGUGACGAUAGUUGAGCCGAAGGAAGACUUGCAGAGUGCGGUGACGAAAUCUGAGCCGAAGGAAGAGUUGCAGAAGGCGGUGACGGAAGCUGAGCCGAAGGAAGAGUCGCAAAGGACGGUGACUAUAGUUGAGUCGAAGGAAGAGUUGCAGAGGUCGGUGAAGGAAGCUGAGUUGAAGGCCGAGUUGCAGAGGGCGGUGAAAGAGAUAAUUAGCUCGAUUGACAUCAAUGUCGCGGCCAUUGAUAGAGCCGAACGAGCGCUGCGCUCUCUGAGGACACUGAUUGAAAAGAAACGUCUAUCGUCAGUCGUGAUUUCUGCACCAGAUGAAUUUCGUUGCUAUCUUUCCAAAAAAAUCAUGAAGCAUCCUGUUCUUAUUGCCAAUGGUCAGACAUAUGAAAGGUCAUUCAUUCAGGAGUGGUUUAAAUCUGAGAAAAAAACAUGCCCCAGAACCCAACAGGAGCUUUCGCAUACGGACCUUAUACCUAAUCUUCUGGUUCAAGAAAUGAUAUCUGACUGGUGCAAGAGUAACAGCAUUCAUUUGCAAGACAAGGUAGAACUGCAAGGAAUGACUGAGGCUGACAGAAACAAUCUUCACUCUUUGCUUCAGAGAAUUUCUUCAGGAUUGUCUGCUCAAAGAGAUGCUGCUAAAGAAUUGCGCAUGCUGACUAGAAGUAUGCAUCCUUUCCGGGCAUUGUUUGGGGAGUCUGAGAAUUUAAUCCCCCAACUUAUUUCCCCUCUGUGUGAAACCAUAAUACAAGAAGAACUCCAAGAAGACAUAAUCACUACCCUUUUCAAUAUCUCACUCCAUGAUGACAACAAGAAGCUAAUUGCAGAAAC
This is a messenger RNA of Cuscuta epithymum, 1434 nucleotides long. The record is from the annotation of a GenBank genome assembly. Lineage: Eukaryota; Viridiplantae; Streptophyta; Magnoliopsida; Solanales; Convolvulaceae.